AUGGCACGUUUAAUGUCUCUUCUUAGCCUCUGGCUCUACCUAUUCCCUCUCGCUAUGUCCGUAGACUUCGAGAGUGUCACCAUCAAUCGAGACCUAGACAACGUUGUACACACAUGUGUGAGCAAAUGUCUCUACUACACCAUCGUCAGCGACAUGGGCAAGGCCAUGGGCUGCGAUGACCCCUAUGACAACAACUGUUAUUGUGCUACGGCAUCUGCGUCGGCAUCCCAGGCCGAUGCUUGGAUGUCCAAGUGCGCCUCGAAAACAUGUUCAGCAGGAGAUCGAUCUCGAGACCUGAGCUCCAUGCAGUCCAUCUACGCCUCUUAUUGUAUGGGGGCCGGGUUCACUCAGCCUGGCGCCACCAACUGGUACAACCCAGCCGAAGCGACGGAGGAGCCUCAGUCACCCUCAGGGGAGGAUGACGAUGAUAGCACCAACGCGGAGCCUAGCAAAACGGUCGACUCGGGCUCGGUGGAGACGACAACACACUUGACCAUCGUCACACAGACGACAGAGGGAGGCGCAGGCCCAUCCAAGUCGCGGGUAACUGUCGAGGCGACCUCGACCUACUAUGUGAACCCGGACGGAUCUCCUGCACAGAUCAACCUAUCCGACUCGAGCGACAACUCGGCCGUCAAGAUUGGCGUUGGUGUAGCAGUACCUGUGGUGGCUAUUGCGGCGAUUGGACUAUUUGCUUGGUGGUUCAUCAGACGGAGAAAGCAACGACAAGCACAGACUCUCCCGACUACACAACCCGUCACCGAAACUGCCGCAGGCGGUGGCGCUGGCAUUGCACCAGAGCGAAAAGACACGAUACAAAGGAAGCCCGUUGGUGCCACCGCAGUCUCUCCCGUCUCAUCUGUGUCUCAUACCAACGAACUCUCUGGCGCUGGAGUCCAACGUGAGGUUCAACCUUUCCCCGCCGUGACACCGAGCCCACCCGUCCAGGUCCCUGGACAACACGAGAUGACUGGCGACGGCUGGCGGCCGAAUCUGGAGAUGGAUGGACGGGAUGCUCGAGUGGAGAUGUCGGGAGAGGCCAGGCCACCUGAGCUGCCAGGACAGACGAGCAGUCCACCUCCCGUGUAUACGGCGCACGAGACUACACAGAGGUGGGAACUGCCCGACAACUCACGAUAA
Messenger RNA from Fusarium keratoplasticum, 1140 nucleotides. RefSeq lists its product as uncharacterized. The record is from RefSeq and is a predicted model, not a curated record. The transcript has 2 exons. Lineage: Eukaryota; Fungi; Ascomycota; Sordariomycetes; Hypocreales; Nectriaceae. Bases 1 to 1140 code for a protein of 379 amino acids.